This is a messenger RNA of Brassica rapa (field mustard), 12471 nucleotides long. Its product is annotated as F-box/kelch-repeat protein At3g27150. Gene Ontology annotation, cellular component: cytosol. The record is from RefSeq and is a predicted model, not a curated record. Lineage: Eukaryota; Viridiplantae; Streptophyta; Magnoliopsida; Brassicales; Brassicaceae. Gene Ontology annotation, molecular function: protein binding.
AUUUUAAUAAUGAAUAAUUAAACAAAAUGAUAGAAUACAGAUUGUUAGCAAAUAUUUAUUAUUUAAAAUCAUUAAUCCCUUAUAUACUAAAAUAGAAGUCACAUAACAAAUCAAAUACUGACACAUGGCAUUUAUUUACAAAAUUAAUUUAAGUUUGAUUUUUAAAAAUUCUGAUUCUGAUUUUUUUGAAACUGGAAAUGCUUAAUCCUUAAUUUUUUUCACAUUAUCACCACUAUGUUAACUUUGAAACUGUUUUAUAUUUUAUUUAUUUUACUCUCCUUAUCUUCUUUGCUUCAUUCUCCUUAUGGUGAGUUCUUCGUCUGAUCAAAAAUAUAAUCGAUACAAGUUAGGUAUUUAUAAUGAUGUAAAUUAGGUGUUUAUAAAUUUGUUUUUUCUAAACCUUAUAGGCUUGACUAUUUGGCAAAUCUGUUUUUUUUUAAGCAGAGUAUCUAAUAUUAUCUUACAAAAUUUAUAUUAUAUAAAAGUUGUCUAUUUUUCAUACAUGCAUGUAGGAUUGUAGGGGUGUCAAAAUAGGUAAACCAACCCAAACCAAACCAUAUCCAAAUGGUUUUAAGCUUAUAUGGGUUAUGGUUUUAACCAAUCCAUUUGUCAAAUAGAUUGGGUAAAUCCAUAACUCAUUUAAGUUAAUGAUUUAAUGGUUUUAAUGGUUAACUCAUGAAAAAUAAUUUUAUAGCUUAAAUGAUUACUAAGUAAAAAUAUUACUUUGGGGCUGAAAACAAAAGGAAUACUUAGACUUUUGAUAAAUACAAUUAUAUGGUUUUGGUGUUAAAAACAAUUUUAUUAUUUUAGCAGAGAAGAUAAUUUUGUGAUUUUAGUGCGAAAACUAUUUUUAACAUUUUUGCGGGAAAACAAGAUUUUCUGUUUUAGUAGAAAUACAAUUUUAUGGUUCUGGCAAGAAAACACAGUAUUACGGUUUUGGCCGGAAAAUACAAUAUUGCGGUUUUGGUGAAAAAAGAUGAUUUUGCGGUUUUGGCGAGAAUAAUCAAUUUUGCGGUUUUGGUGGGAAAACUCAAUUUUACGGUUUUGCCAAGAAAACAUAGUAUUAAGGUUUUGGCCGGGAAAUACAAUAUUGCAGUUUUGGCGGGAAAACAUGAUUUUGCGCUUUUGGCGGAAAAAACCAAUUUUGAGAUUUUGGUAGAAAAUUUCAAUUUUGCGGUUUUGGCGAGAAAACUCAAUUUUACGGUUUUGGCGGGAAAACUCAAUUUUACGAUUUUGGCAGUAAAUUCAAUUUUACGGUUUUUACGAGAAAACACGAUUUUGCAGUUUUGGCGGAAAAACUCAAUGUUACGAUUUUGGUGGAAAAACUCAAUUUUGCGGUUUUGGCGGGAAACUCGAUUUUAUGGUUUUGGCGGAAAACUCAAUAAUACGGUUUUGGCGGAAAAACUCAAGUUCACGGUUUUGGCAGUAAUUUCAAUUUUACGGUUUUCACGAGAAAACACGAUUUUGCAGUUUUGGCGGGAAAACUCAAUUUUUCGAUUUUGGGAAAAAAAAAACUCAAUCUUGCGGUUUUGGCGGGAAACUUGAUUUUAUGGUUUUGGCGGAAAACUCAAUUUCACGAUUUUGGUGGGAAAACUCGACUUUGCCGUUUUGGCGGGAAAUUUUUAUUUUACGGCUUUGGCGGGAAAUUUUUAUUUUACGGCUUUGGCGGGAAAUUAUGUCAUAUGUUCAGUUAAAAUCACUAUAUGGUUUCAGUUGAUUUUCCAAAAUUUUAGGUUUGUAAAAGUUAUAACACAUUAAAAUCGUAUCUUAAUUUAUUUUUUUAGUUCGGAUAACUAGAGUUUUUAAGGUCAUUUGGCUUUUAACCAUAAACUAUGGUUGUAUCUACUUUUAUUUAAAAAAUCCCUAUUUUAUUUUAUAUGGUUACAUAAUGGAUUUUCUAUAACAAUUUACUAAAACAGAGAAUAAACUAAUUUAGUUUUGGUAAUUUUAACAUAUCAUUUUAUCGUAUUUUCUGUGAACCCAAUAUUUAUUAUUUACACAGAGGUGUGGAAAAAUAGAGUAAUAAUGGAGUUGUAAAUAGUUAGAAAUAAAAGAGCAACAUUUAUGUGGAAGCACCCUAGCCUAUUGGUUAAGGUUUAAAGGCUUCUACACCCAUGUCUGGGGUUCGAAUCCCAGACUAUGCAAUUUCUUGCAGAUUAUAGGAUGCAAGGAUUUCGGAGGUUCCAGAGUACUGUAAGCAGAGCCGUUCGUUGUGGUCGCCUGUUGCGGUGAGAGCCUGUCCAUCGAGGAUGUCGUACAUGCAGAACCGUCCGUGGUUUCAAGUGUUUCGGGGAGAGCUUCAUCGUGGAAUCAUUAUUCGUGAAGUUGUUCAUCAAUAUCGCAUAUGUUGCAGGUAGUUGAUAAUCAUAUGUAAUAGAUUUAGAUAUUAUAUGAUGAUGUAAUGUGUUACCCAAAGUUUUAAAAAAAGAGCAACAUUUAUAAAUAUGUGCUUAUUUAUCUACAAAUAAUAAUAAGAAUAAGGUUGUUAUUUCUUAAUAUGAUUACAUGUCAGUUCGAUAUUAGCGGCUUGAUCUCUGUAACUAUUUAUUAGAUCAUCCCAAUUUCAAAACUCUUUAUUGUUUAUCCAAGAUCAAUGAUUUGAAUUCGCAAUAUUUUAUUUCCUUAAAUCCGAUUUAAAGAAUUCUCUGAAGAUAUAGGAGCAUCAAUUUUUUUUUCUCAAAAGUGAACAUUGUAAGCUACUUUAAAGGUAUCGGAGAAACAAUAAAAAUUCGUUGCAUUGUAACAUAAAAUCAUUUCUUUAUAUUCUCAGAGUAACCAAAUACAGUUUGGUUCGGAUCAGGUUAAUCAUAGGGUAUUAAAUUAAUACUCGACUUUCAAUUUAUAAAUUUAAUGUGUUAUAUACACAAAUAGACUUUGAUCAAAGAAAAUACAAACUGGACUUUCAUUAUAGAUGGAAAGUAAUCUUCUAUUUUAAAAUGAAACUAUUUUAUUUCGCAAGUAUCAACUUUGUUAUUUAUUAUUCUUUAAUAAUGCAUACAUUUAAAAAAAAUUGCAAUGAAAUAAAAUAAUUAAUUUAAUUGAAAGCCAAAAAGUAUUCAAAACAUUUCUUUGAAAACCUAAUAAAUAUUCUCAAACAAUUAACAAAAAUUAGUCAAAACUGCAAACAAUCACUAAUUAGUAGUCUUAUCGUGUAUGGUAAAGAUUUAAAUAAACUCAUAAAAGUUUAGUCAAAAUUUCCAGAUAAUUUAUUACUUGUAUUUGUGGUAGAAGGUUGAAUAAGGAUAUUGUAUUAAUAUGGUAAGAAAAUUAAACAGACCAUUAUAAUAUGGUAGAGCUAAAAAUCAAAACACAUAUGCUAUAUAUAUAUGAGUAACUUAGUCAAGAUUUCUUAUGCAUCUUUUCAACUAACUAAAUAUAACUGAGAUUCAAGAGAGCAUUCAAUAAAGAAUUUCUAUCAGUUUUUAAGGUACACAUGCAAAUUUUAUGAUAAAUCUAAUCACUACUGAUAUUAUUACAUAUCAGAUUUUUAUAUUGCAGCACUAUCACAGAAUAUAUUAAUCUUUGUCAUAAUAUGCUUAGUUUUGAAAUUAUAUUGAUUUACUUAUAAGAAAUAAUACAUAUUCCCAAUUUGAUAUUUUGAAAUUUCUUUAAAUAGAAAAAUUAUAAUCGUAAAAGGCCGGUAAUUAUAUGUUUUAGAACAAUGCUUGUUCAUUUCCGUCGUGUUGUAUAAAUUUAAAUUACAUUUUUCUAGUGACUUACAUUAUUGUAUAGACUAAGGAAAUAUUUUUUUCUUAAUCUCUUGAAAUAUUAAAUUUUCAAAACAAUAAAUUAUAUAGAAGCAUUAAUUAAUUAUUUGCUUGCCAUUUUUGAGUUUAUAUUACUUAAUGCAAUUUUUGAGUCUCUUUGAUUUCCCAGUUCAUAUAACAGAAUCUCAUUAUUGUUUCUUUAAAUAAAAUUUGGGAGUUCAAAUACUUAAAAUUGUUUGUAAUUAUAUGUAGUAAAAAAAAUUCUGUUAGAUUCUUGGAAUUGAAUGUUUUUAUUCAUAGUAUUAUUUUGAAAUUUACAGGAAUUGAUGUCAAAAGAGAUGGCAAAAAUAAAUCGAGAUGUGCUAUUGCUAAGAGAAGAUCAGGCUCCUAAAGUUGGAGCAAGCUUGAGCCAAUCUGAACCAAGGAAGAUGUCAAUGGUUGGCAUUAAACCUCACAUACCUGACUUGAAUGUGAAACCUUGUUCUGAUUCCGACGAGGAAGAAAAAGGAGAAAUUGCAAAAGAAUUUCAGAAUCUUGCAGGUUUAAAAACUCAUGAUGCCUGUUACGUUGAUCAUAAGCUUUUGUACGAGCUUGAGGUCGAGAUCAUUGCUCGUCUACCAUGCUUUGAAUACUGGAAACUGCAGUUUCUUAACAAGAAAUUCUUGCAGUUAUUAAAGAGCUGUGAAAUUUUCAGGGUGAGACAAGAAAAAGGACUUGUGAAACCCUAUGUGAUUUUGCAUUCAGGGGCUGUAUCUAAUUGGGAAAUGUUUGAUAAGGAUUUUAAAACCUUUCGGAGACUUCCUAAAGUUCCUUCUUCUGACUAUUGCUUUUUCCACAGCGAUAAGGAAACAGUUAGUGUGGGUACUCAACUAAUUGUCAUAGGGAGAGAAAUAGAUGGAAUUGUGGUGUUUCGCUAUGAGCUAGAGAAUCAUAAGUGGUUCAAAGGUCCUUCAAUGAUCACACCAAGGACCAUGUACGGUUCUGCGAGCCAUGGUAAAACCGUAUUUUUUGCAGGAGGCAUUAAAAUGGAUGAAAAUGGGAACCCUGUUGUUGUGCAAACUGUAGAAAAGUAUAAUGCUGAUACAAAAAGGUGGACUAUGAUCAAUGGAAUGCAUAAAGCAAGGAAGUUCAGCUCAGGAUGUUUCUUGCGUGGAAAAUUUUACGUCCUCGGUGGCCGAGAUGAUAAUGAUAAGCACCUCACUUGUGGAGAAAGUUAUGAUGAGACGACCAAUUCGUGGGAGUUGAUACCUGACAUGCUAAAAGACAUGACAGUUAUUGCGCAUUCCCAAUCUCCGCCCCUUAUUGCUGUGGUUGAUGACAAUCUAUACAUGUUAGAAACAUCUUUGAACGAGCUUCGGGUAUAUGAUAUAAAAACAAAUAUUUGGAAGAAACUUGGUGUUGUCCCUGUGGGCGCAAACGCUGCUUUCGGUUGGGGGAUUGCGUUUAAAUCGAUGGGAGACAGACUUCUAGUGAUUGGAACUUCUCACUAUUGGCAUAGUAAGACAGUAGUUCACUCAUGCCGUCCUUCUCCAGACGUGGAAGAGCAGCACUGGGAAGAAAUAAAACAUUGGUGUGUUGGUGCUGAGCUCCCACAGUUUAUUCAUAACUGUUGUGUGAUGUUUGCUUAAAGUUUUCUCCAAGGAAAACUUGAAAACUUAUUUGUUUUUGCAUUUGUGCUUAAAGUUGUUGCAUUUGGUUUUUAGUUGUUUGGUUUGUGUUUUUCUGAUUUUUUUUGUUUUUCAUUUGGGAUAAAAAUGUUGUUGUUUUUUGUUUGUUUUAAGUGCUUAUGUUUGUGAAAAAAUACAUAUGUUGUCUAUGUAAUGGUUAUUUAUUUAUUUUGGUUUUUUUUCCCUCUUCAGCCAAAAAUGUCAGUGACAAAAUGGGUAAACCAACCCAAACCAAACCAUAUCCAAAUGGUUUUAAGCUUAUAUGGGUUAUGGUUUUAACCAAUCCAUAACUCAUUUAAGUUAAUGAUUUAAUAAUUUUAAUGGUUAAGCCAUGAACAAUAGUUAUAUAGCUUAAACGGUUAAUAAGUAACAAUAUUACUUUGGGGCUGAAAACAAUAAGAAUACUUAGACUUUUGAUAAAUACAAUUAUAUGGUUUUGGUGUAAAAAACCAUUUUAUAAUUUUAGCAAAAAAGAUAAUUUUGUGAUUUUAGUGAGAAAACUACUUUUAAAGUUUUUGCGGGAAAACAAGAUUUUCUGUUUUAGUGGAAAUACAAUUUUAUGAUUUUGGCGAGAAAAAACAGUAUUACGGUUUUGGCCAAAAAAUACAAUAUUGCGGUUUUGGUGGUAAAACACGAUUUUGCGGUUUUGGCAAGAAAAUUUAAUUUUGUGGGUUUUGGUUGGUAAACUCAAUUUUACGGUUUUGGCAAGAAAACAUAAGUAUUACGGUUUUGGCCAGAAAAAUACAAUAUUGCAGUUUGGCGGGAAAACUCAAUUUUACGUUUUGGCGAGAAAACUCAAUUUUUACGAUUUUGGCAGUAAAUUCAAUUUAACGGUUUUUACGAGCAAACACGAUUUUGCAGUUUUGGCGGAAAAACUCAAUUUUACGGUUUUGGCGGGAAAUUCGAUUUUAUGGUUUUGGCGGAACACUCAAUAUUACAGUUUUGGCGGAAAAACUUGAGUUCACGGUUUUGGCAGUAAUUUCAAUUUUACGGGUUUCACGGGAAAACACAAUUUUGUAGUUUUCACGGGAAAACUCAAUUUUUCAAUUUCGGCGGAAAAAUUCAAUCUUGCGGUUUUGGCAGGAAACUCGAUUUUAUAGUUUUAGCGGAGAUCUCAAUUUUAUGAUUUUGACGGGAAAACUCGAUUUCACGAUUUUGCCGGGAAAACACGACUUUGUCGUUUUGGCGGGAAAUUUUGAUUUUACGGCUUUGGCGGGAAAACUUGAUUUUACGGUUUUGGCAGAAAAAACACGACUUUGCGGUUUUGGCGAAAAACAUGAUUUUGUCGUUCCUGUGGGAAAAUGAAAUUUAGCGUUUUGAUGAAAAAAAAUCCAAUUUAGAGUUUUGGGGGAAAACUUGAUUUUAUGAUUUGGUAAAAUUUAUGAUUAAAUUUGGCUUAUUAAAAAAUCAAGAUAAAAUAGUUUUAUAUAUAUGAAAAGUUGGGUGUUAACAAAUAUAUAUAUAUAUAGAGAAAUUCUUCUAAAUAGACCAUUUUCAAGUUUUGGUUACAAAAAUAGAUCACAAGGAAGAAAAUAACCAAAAUGUUACAUUUAAGAGUUAUUUUCACAUAUAGACACAAUAUGACUUUUUAUUACACUGCAGGGCACAAAGUGCUACUGAGGUAGUUUUCAGUGGUUGAAGACAAAUUUAACCUUCAAAAAGUGAAACCAAGGAUGGGCAAUUAUGUAAUUAGACGUGGGCUUUCUAGUUGGACUGGUUAGAGUUUUUUGAAAUUUGAAAACAAUUGGUUUGGUGGUGGUGGUGGUGGACGUGAAUCUCAUAUGAGAUUGGGUUUUUUUUUUCUUUACUCGUGAAAGUAAUUGUUUUGUUUAUUUACUCUUUUUAUUUAUUUCCAGUAAAAGUAAGAACAAAGAACUCAGAAACCGACGAACGGAGAAGCCAACAAACAAGAUUUCCGGACGGAGAAGACCUGUCGUCUCAAAGCGGAGAGUUUCAAAGGGCGAGGCUAAAGGUUGGAUACUUUCCUUCCUCUCAGUUUCAUUGAUUUGGAUUUCAAAUUAGAGAUUAGAGUUUCGAUUUCUGGGUUUCGAUUUUUUUAGUUUGGUAAAAGCCUCGACGUGAGGUGUUAGGGUUUCGAUUUGGGGGUACAGUUCUAGAUUUAUGCAAAACUCCCAUUGGGGUUUUGAUUUGUAGAUUAGGAUUUCGAUUUAGGGGUGCGGUUCUAGAUUUCCAAGUUCUCGAAAAAAAAUUAUGGUUUUUGUUUGUUUUACAGAGAUGUCGCAAACUGAAGAGGUGAAUGGAGGAAAAGGUCAAAGCUUGUUGCUAGUUUUGGUGUUUUGACAAAACUAUGGUCGGAUGUACACCAACAUGUGUGUACAUAUGAACAACCAGGAUUUUGUACAUGUGUACACGCAUGUAUAGAUACAUAAUAAGUAAUGUAGAUAUGAAUGUUCUUGUUGAUAGGUUGACAUGUAUAUGUUGUGUUUGUUGGUGUAGGAGUCAGUACAUAUGAACACUAUCAAUCUAUUCCAUUGCAAAAUAUGAAUAUAAGUAAUGUAAACCUUCCAACAUAUAGCAAUACCAAUAUAUAUUGAGAACCAUUUAAAAUAUUAUUAUAAACUCAAUCAUAUAUAUUUCAUUGAUGGAGUGGAUGAAAAUUGUUUAAACCAACCAUCUGAAAGAGUGUGUACAUAUGGACAAUAGAGAGAGUGUGUACAUAUGGACAUUAGAGAUCGAGAACUCGUGGAUUGCAAUAUAACCAUAAAUGUGUAUUUUUAUGACUUUAAAAUUUUGAUUGGUUUAUGUUAGAUAGUUGUAUGUAGUAUCACUAGAUGUAUUUUGUGCUGGAUGAAUGGACUGGAUCUUUGUGAAAAAAAUACUCAUGUGUACACAUGCGAACAAUAUCCACGUGUAUACAUUAGGAACUUAGCUGUACAUAUGUACAACUAAUGACCUAGUUACAUGUUUGUAUGGUUUGUAGUGGAUGUGUGUAUUGAAUUCGUUUUGGUUUGCCGUGUUUCAAUGGUUGCGAGUGGCCUGGUCUCGCGCGGUGGCGGAGUAGAAGGUGGGACUUGGGGGGAGUUGUUGGAACGGGCAGGGGGUGUACGCGUGGACGCCGAGGAGUGUACACGUGGAUUAGUCGACUUAUGUACACUGUUGGGGGUGGAAGUAGGUUGUCCAUGUGGAUUAUGGAUUCUUUGUACUCCGGCUGAAGAAGUUGUUGGUUGUCCAUGUGGAUACGUCGCCAGUUCUUUUGAGUUCGGAGGCCAGUAGCUCAAAGAGGCUUGUGGGCGUGCUUGGUUGUUAGGAAAGAACUCCGUCAAAAUAUUGUUCUGCAGUUCUACCAAGGUCAUGGAGGGGCUAAGCGACACGAUCCUCAACAUUUGUUGUUUGUCGAUGGAGAAGUUUCAGUUACCGUCGUCUGCGGUUUUCCAUUCUCCGGCAAUUAUCAUACAGUGGUCAGCCAUGGUGGUCACCUGCGAACAACAAAACAUUCUUUAAUUAGUACGAGUCAACGUUAAUUAAAAAGACAAUUAUCUUGUUAAUUAUGUUACAAACCACAGCUUAUUAAUGUCCUGAUUUCGCAGUAGAUUAUCUUGUUAAUUUGCAGGUUAAUGAGGAUUGAAAGAGAUGACUUUACUUAGAGAAGAGGAUGAGGGAAGUUGGGGAACAAUGGAAAAUGAUCUAGACCGUCGAUUCCAAAAGAUUGAUCUAACGGUUUAGAAGGUAAGCAGAGGAGGUGUCUUUUCUAGAUCUAAGAGAUUAAAUCGCAGACGUUGAAAAUAAAGUAAAAUCAAGGGAUAGGGAUAAAUCCCGCCAGAAACAAAAAGGAGAAGAAACUGGGUGCUUGAUCUGUAACGAAAUGGGAGAAUUAUUAGUUAGGAAAGUUAUUAGAGUUAGGCCAAGUUGUUAGGUAAAGUGUGUAGGUAGAACAAAGUGUCCUAGAGUGUGAAUAAAAGAGGAAAAGUGUCCUAGAAUGUAAAUCUUUCUUCAUUUAAUAGGUAAAAGGACCCACCCUAAUACCCUAGAUAUAAAAAAAAUUAAAAAAACUAAAAAAUAUUUUUUUUAUAGUUUUAGAUUUUAUGUUUUCAAAUUCCAACUUUUUUAUAAAAAAAAAAUUUUGAAAUUUUUUUUUAUUUUUUUUUCAAAUUUUCUUUUUGUAAUUCAAAAAUAAUUUUUGAAACUAUUUUUAAAAAAGAUUAUUUUCACAUUUUUAAUAUUUAUUUUUUAUUUUAUAAAAUUUUAAAUCUUAAUCUCAAAUCUCCACCCCUUAACUCUAAACUCUAAGGUUUGGAUUAGUUAACCCUAGAGCUAUAAGUAUAUGUUUACUUUUUUAAUGAAACAUUUUAGUCAUUUUGAUCUAUAGAGUCUAUAUUUGUGACAGCAACUUUUUUAGUGUUAUCCUAGAGUAUUUCCCAUAUAUAUAUAUAUAUAUGUGAAUAAUUGGGUUAGAUUUAGUUUAUUAAAUUGAGUUAUAUAUAUAUAUGAAAAAAAAAUCUGGUGUAGUAAAAUUGGUUUAGAAAUUUGGUUUGUUUUUUUGUUUAUAUAUUUGAUUUGAGUUUUUGUUUGUUAUAAAUUGUUAUUGGUUAGUUAUAGAUAACUCAUUAUGCAUUACAAUCCAAACCAUUUUAACCCAAUCCGUUAAAUUCAUUAACCCAUUUAAUCCAUUAAUCCAUUUGUACUCAAUUAUUCUAUCCAUUAAGAUCCAUGGUUUGGAUUGGUUUGGGUUGAUCCAUUAACUUUUACCCAUUUUGACAUCCAUACAUGCAUCUUUAAUGUCAUGGUUUUAUUAUAUUAAUUCUAAGUAAAUUUUAUUUGAAGUAAACUUAGUUACAAAAAAUACAUAAUGUAUGAUUAUGAUAUUUUUAUGUGUUAUCUAGCUCUAGAAAAAUGUGUCUAAAUAAGUUCGAUUGUGAUAGAAAAAACUAUAAUGAGGCUCAACAACUAUAAUGAUGCAAAUUAGGUAUUUAGGCAAAUCUGUUUUUUUUUUAAGCAGAGUAUCUUACAUUAUCUUACAAAAUUUCUAUUAUAUAAAAGUUGUCUAUUUUACAUACAUGUUUAAUGUCAUGGUUUUAUUAUAUUAAUACUAAGUAAAUUUUAUUUGAAGUAAACUUAGCUACAAAAAAAUAUAGAUUUACAGCUACUCUUGGAUGUUCCGCAAAAUCCUUGGUAUGAGACCAAAAGCUCUACCCUUUUUGAAAAUCUCUGUGAGAAAUGGUGAUUCCACUUUCUUUUGGUGGGAUCCUUGGACACCAUUUGGGCCUCUAUUCACCUACCUGGCUUCAGAUGGUCCUUCACUGUUGGGCAUUCCCGUUGAUACUACUAUUGCUGAUCUACAGACAACCUCGGGCUGGCUCUUACCAAAUCAAGAUCAGAUAAACAACUGCUCUUAUUCUCGUACAUCUCCUCCCUUCAGCUUCAUGAGGGGUCAGAUGGAGCAUGUUGGUCAAUUGAAGACGUACCUAGUAAAUCCUUUAAAUCCAAGAUUGUCUUCAACGCCAUACGGACUCAACGUCAAAGGAAGGCUUGGGCACCGCUCAUCUGGCAUAAUGCUGUGAUUCCUAGACAUAAUAAAACAGCAUGGCUAUUCACCCUUAACAGGAAUCCAACUUUCGACCGCAUUGCUUCCUGGAGCUCUGACGUGGAAACUGUCUGUUUGUUGUGUGGAAAUAGCAAUGAAAGCAGGGAUCACCUUUUUUCACAUGCUCUGUCUCCUCUGUUGUAUGGAACUCUAUCAUGUCUAGAUUCGGCAUAGCAGACUGGCCUUCAUCUUGGUCAGAGGUCUUACUAUGGCUGCCUCAUGCUCCUAGUAAUAACACACAAAAGACGGUUUUUCUUCAAGGCUGGCAAGCAUAUAUCUAUGAGCUUUGGAGAGAAAGAAAUAGGCGUCUUCAUGAUGGCCUUACAUGGCCUGCUGCUAGGGUGGUAAAGCUCAUCCUUUCUUCUUUGCGGGAUAAAUGCUCGGCAAUGGAGGCUCAAGGUCUCCCGAGAGGUCCCUUGUUAGCUUCCUUUUGGUUUGACCCACCAUAAUGCCUUUUCUCAUUCUUGAAUUCUGGUUGUAUAUCUGGCCUUCAUCUUGGUCGGAGGUCUUACUAUGGCUGCCUCAUGCUCCUAGUAAUAACACACAAAAGACGAUUUUUCUUCAAGGCUGGCAAGCAUAUAUCUAUGAGCUUUGGAAAGAGAAAAAUAGGUGUCUUCAUGAUGGCCUUACAUGGCCUGCUGCUAGGGUGGUAAAGCUCAUCCUUUCUUCUUUGCGGGAUAAAUGAUCGGCGAUGGAGGCUCAAGGUCUCCUGAGAGGUCCCUUGUUGGCUUCCUUUUGGUUUGACCCACCAUAAUGCCUUUUCUCAUUCUUGAAUUCUAGUUGUAUAUCUGUUCUAAAGCUUGCUUCUAUUCUUUGUUAAUAUUAAUGAAAAUCCUUUAACAAAAAAAAAAGAAUGUAUCAGUUAUGACAUUUUUAGGUGUUAUCUAACUCUAGAAAAAUGUGUCUAAAUAAGUUCAAUUGUGAUAAAAAAAAACAAAACUGUUGCACUUUGAUUUUUAAAAUAUAUAAUUUAAAUGCAUGCAAAAAUUUUACUCGUGCUUAGCACGGGAUUAUAUACUAGUUGCUAUAUAUAUCUUAAUCACAUUUGAAAAAUUUAUAGGUUUUAUUUAAGAAAAGAAUAUAUAAUAGUUUCAUUUUGAUAAAUGAAUGGUCCAUGACAUACUAUAUAAUAUAACAUUCUCUAGCAAUUUAAUUUUGGAUUAACAAAGUUUUCGAUUGAUUCUCAAUCCGCCACAUAAGCAAAAUUAGCAUUUUAAUUACAUGACAAUUAAGCAUAACAUUUUUUUUAUUUAGUACAAACUAUAUGUUAUAACUUUUUAAAUGAUUUUAUAUUAAUAUAUAAGAAAUUAGAUUUGUUUUAAGAAAAGACAAUUUAGUAUGGAUCUAUUUUAAUUAGUUAAAACUUAAAACAAUCAACGUAAAAGAUAGCAACAAGAGAGAAAGUUUUAGGAUUCAAACAUUUUGAGCGAGGAUACAACGUAUAUAAAUAACAUUAUUUAUGUUGUUUUGUUAAAUCUAUUUAAAUAAGUAGAAUUUAUAGGACGAAACAUGAUGAUGACAAAAAAAAAAAAUAUAGGACGAAACAUGAUUAAAA